Messenger RNA from Anopheles aquasalis, 2971 nucleotides. RefSeq lists its product as uncharacterized. Gene Ontology annotation, biological process: proteolysis. Gene Ontology annotation, molecular function: serine-type endopeptidase activity. The record is from RefSeq and is a predicted model, not a curated record. Lineage: Eukaryota; Metazoa; Arthropoda; Insecta; Diptera; Culicidae.
UCAAUACGACGUCCGGAAGAGAUUGAUCGUUGAUCGAGAUUGUUCCAACAUUUACAUAAACGAUCACCUAACAGAUGUUUGAAAGUGUUACACCCAUUUGCGUAUCUCUGGUUCUUCAAAGUAUUUUUGGUGUGUAACCAUUCAUCCGCUUUAUCUCAUUUUAUAGCUGGCAUUUAUCACUGGCUGGCAAAUGACUCUAUCUGAUGGCGUCCUCGUUUCGAUUCGUUCUCCAUUCGUCCUUAUAGGCCCACCGACUGGUGCGGUUUAUGUCUCAUUCUGGCUCUCUCCCUCACCAGAUCGAUGAGAGAACUUCUCGCAUGACGAUGGCGGAAUUCUAACAAACGUAUUCUUCUUCGCUGGCUGUUGCCUGUGAGCCCCAAAGGCAAUGUGUGAGCGUAUCGAUACGGCUCCAUGCUGAGUACCGUGAGGGGGGGAUGAGGCUUAGCACAGUAUACGUUCAACCGGUCGGCGGAAUAGAUGCGCACAAAAUUCAGCAUCCGAUUCCGGUUCGAGUAUUAUCCGUGUUUUCAGUGAAUAGUGUUGCCGCGUGAGCUACGCAAUGGAACGCAAUGCGAUAUUCGGUCAAUCCUGGCUUGCCAUCGUUCUGCUAGUGUUGUGCAUUGCCGUGAAUUAUGGUGCCGGUCUGCAAGAAGGGGAACAGUGUACGCAUCAGGGUGAACCAGGCGUCUGCACACCGUACUCGAGAUGUAAGCCCACCAAUCGGAUCACCGUAUGCCGCUACUCGACACAGGAAGCGAUCGUCUGUUGCCCCCAGUCCAUGGUCCCGUCCAGCAGCGGCAGACCCGUGGGUCUAUCGGCAACGUCCGGGUUUGCGGUCUCCCGUGACAACACCGAAAGGAUCAGCGUACAAAAAUGCAACGAGUACAAACAGCUGACCACGAAGAGUGUGUCGAUCAGUGCGCUCACACUCAAUCCGACGCUGGUGCAGGUCGAGGUAUCGAAGUGUGACACGGUGGUAAAAUUGAUCGUCGGUGGCAACGUGACGAAACCGGGCGAAUUCCCGCAUAUGGCGGCCAUCGGUUGGCCGCAGCGUUCCGGGGGCUACUCGUUCGAUUGCGGUGGUUCGCUUAUCAGUGAGUACUACGUCCUGACUGCCGCUCACUGCUACUUGGAGGAUGACGAUGGUGCCCUACCCACGAUCGUACGGUUGGGUGAUCAGAAUCUGUACCGCACGGAUGACGGUGCCGAACCGGCAGACUACGAGAUCCUGCGCUUCAUCCUGCAUCCGGCCUUCAAAUGGAGGGAAGGAAAGUACAACGAUCUGGCGCUGAUUCUACUUCGCCAGCGUGUCAUCUUUACCGAUUUUAUCCGCCCAGCUUGCCUGUAUGAGGGUGAGCUGCAGCCCUUCAGUACGGCCAUCGCUACGGGUUUCGGAUUGACGGAGAGUUUCGGUACGAAGGCGAACGAACUGCGCAAGGUGUCACUGUACGUGUACGAGAACGAGGUGUGCGGGGUACGGUACCGUGCGAACCGGCACAUCCGACUCGGCAUCAUGGACACGCAGCUGUGCGUCGGUGAUCAGGCCGGUGGGCACGACACAUGCCAGGGUGAUUCCGGUGGUCCGCUGCAGAUUACGCGCGGUGAGAACCAGUGCACGUUUUACAUCGUCGGAUUGACGUCCUUUGGGCAGGCCUGUGGCAGUGCCAUACCCGCCAUCUACACCAAGGUGAGCGCGUACCUGGACUGGAUCGAAUCGGUCGUGUGGCCAUACAAAGGGAAAAAAGGUUCCGCGCUUCAGGUUGCAGGUGGUUCGAUCCUAGUGCAACACGAUUCUCUGUGGAUCCCGAAAUAUUUCAACAAAAAUCAAAUCGUUAUGUGUUCCAUGGUGUUCUGGUCCGCUAGCCGGUGCAUCGUAACGCUGGUGAUCGUGGCAUCAACACUGGCCAGCUGUGUCUUUGCGGCGAAUGACGGUGAUUCCUGUCAGUACAAUAACGAACCCGGCAUCUGCCGAGGGUACAGUGUGUGCCGGCCCCUCCUUGAGGUGUCACGUGUGGUGAAGAUCUGUGGCUACACCCCGAAACAGGCGAUCGUGUGCUGCCCCGUGGACUACGAGCAGCGACUUGCGCAGCUAAACAACGUCCACCAGCGGCUCAGUGAGAAAAAAUGUGCCGAGUAUGGGCGUUCGGCCGGUGGUAAUGUGCUACUGGGGACGCUCGGGGUCGGAUCGUCAGUGGUGAAGCACAAGGAACAGAACCGGUGCCCAACGGACACCAAUCUGAUCGUCGGUGGUACGGAGGCACGGCUCGGUGAGUUUCCACACCUGGUCCGGUUGGCCAUGCCCGACGAAAGUGGCCGCUAUUCGUUCCAGUGCGGCGGUACGCUGGUCAGCGAACAGUGGGUCCUGACGGCCGCACACUGCGUCGUGACGCGCAACAUCCUUGUGAGGCUGGGCGAGGUGAAGGAGAACAAUCCGGACUACCCGGAACCGCUGGAUGUCCGUGUGGCGGAGUACAAACGCCAUCCACAGUACAAGGUCCGCCAGAGCUACCACGACAUUGCGCUACUGAAGCUGGAACAACCGGUGACCUUCUCGCGCAUCAUUCGACCUGCCUGUCUCUACUCUUCGCCCAACAUUGACCGGACAAAGGGCGUUGCCAUCGGAUUUGGAGCUCUCGAAACUGGCGGCACCGGCACAAAGGAUCUGCUGAAGGUGACACUGGAUCUGUUCGAGACGACCGCCUGCAAUGUGUACUUCCGCAGUAACCGCCAAGUACCGCAGGGGUUGAUCGACGGACAAAUGUGUGCUGGUGUCCUGGCCGGUGGCAAGGACACGUGUACCGGCGAUUCGGGAGGUCCGCUCCAGAUCUUCGCCGAGGAUGCUGCCUGCUCUGCUUACAUCAUCGGCAUCACCUCAUUCGGGAACAUAUGUGGCUCCUCAUCACCGGGCGUGUAUACGCGCGUCUCGCACUACCUCGACUGGAUAGAGAGUGUCGUGUGGCCGGGAAAAUGA